UGACUCUGACUCCAUAGAAUGAUGACUUAAAUAAAACUUUCUUGUCUAUUUCUAUCAACUUCUGCUCAGCUUCCUUGCCUUCUUCGACUAGUCUUUCCAUGGCGGAACGCGGAUCGUACUCUCAGGGCCCUCGAUUAGACUUUCAACAAUUGCUGGGGGAGGCCCAACAUCGGUGGUUGCGGCCAGCUGAAAUCUGUGAAAUUCUUAGUAAUUUUCAGAAAUUCCAUAUUUCAUCAGAGCCUCCAAACAGACCACCAAGUGGUUCGCUGUUUCUUUUUGAUCGGAAGGUUUUGAGAUACUUUAGAAAGGAUGGACAUAAUUGGAGGAAGAAAAAAGAUGGAAAGACUGUGAAGGAGGCUCAUGAGAAGCUAAAGGUUGGCAGUGUUGAUGUUCUACACUGCUACUAUGCUCAUGGAGAAGAGAAUGAAAAUUUUCAAAGGCGCAGCUAUUGGAUGCUUGAACAGGAUUUGAUGCACAUAGUUUUUGUCCAUUACUUGGAAGUAAAGGGUAAUAGGGCAAAUGCUGGAGGCAUUAGAGAGAUUGAUGAGGUUACACCUGAUCUGCAAAAGGGCAGCUCCUGGACUUCUAGCCCUUCUAAUAGUAAUUGCAGAACACCUUCAGGAAAUACAGAUUAUACAAGCCCAAGCAGCAACCUCACAUCAUGUGAAGAUGCUGAUUCUGGUGAUAGUCGCCAAGCAAGUUCUUUUCACUCAAGUUUCGACUCACAACAGAUGGGGAAUGGUCCUCUCACAGACAAAGCAGAUAUUAAUCUCUCACUGCAUCCACAUUGGAACAAUCAUGAUGGCCAGUCAUCCUUUCAUGGAGGAAAUUACAGGCCAUAUUUUGAGAAAGAUCAACAUUGUUACAGUGACGACUCUACUUGUGGGAUUGAUUCCCAAAAAACACUUGGUGUGGGAUCCUGGGAAGAAAUCUUGGAACAGUGCUCAACGGGACUUCAUACUGUAACUUCUCAUGGAUCAAAGUCUUCCAUCCAAUUUGCUUCAGCUGGAAUUCCCCCUGAACAACAAAAUAUAACUUCAACUGAGCUUUUAGCAGGGAAUAGCACAUUAAAGGAGGAGUUCGGGAGUUCUCUGCCAUUCCGAACAAAUUGGCAGAUUCCUUUGGAAGAAAAUGCAUUGCAGUUGCCCAAAUGGCCCCUUGACCAGUCAAUGAAUUUGCAACUGCCAAGUAAUCUUGAUACCAGGUUAUUUGAGCAGGGCACUGUUGAUGUGAAUCUGAGAAAUGCUCCUGAGCUUGUCACUACACAUCCCAAUCAGCAAAAUGACCAGCUUGUGCAGAACAACUUUCAAGCACAGCUUACAAAUGCAGAAUCUCAAUGCUUAAUCAUAUCAAGUUCUGAGCCUGACAUUCCUAAAGAUGGGAAUAUCAACUAUGCUUUCACUUUGAGACAGCAAUUAUUAGAUCGAGAAGAGGGUUUGAAGAAAGUUGACAGUUUCUCUAGGUGGGUUUCUAAGGAACUCGGAGAGGUUGAUGAUUUGCAGAUGCAAUCCUCAUCUGGUAUUUCGUGGAGCACAGAUGAAUGUGGAAAUGUAGCUGAUGAUUCCUCAUUGAGCCCUUCUAUCUCCCAGGACCAGCUUUUCAGUAUAGUUGAUUUUUCACCAAAAUGGGCAUACACAGACUCUGAAAUUGAGGUUCUGGUUAUUGGGACAUUCUUGGUAAGUCAAAAAGAGAUAACAAAGUAUAAUUGGUCUUGUAUGUUCGGGGAAGUGGAGGUUCCAGCACAGGUUUUAGCCAAUGGAGUUCUUUUUUGUUUUGCUCCACCUCACAGUGCUGGGCAAGUCCCUUUCUAUGUAACCUGUUCCAACAGGUUAGCCUGUAGUGAAGUAAGGGAGUUUGAUUAUCAAGUGGGCUCCACUAAAGAUUUAGAUAUAACAAAUAUCUGCAAUGGCACUACAAAUGAAAUCCAUCUUCACUUGCGUCUUGAGAGCUUACUGUCUCUGAGAUCUGUCAGCCCUUCAGGUCAACUAGUUGAAGGUGUUAAGGAGAAACAAAAUUUAAUUAGUAAAAUCAUUUCACUGAAGGAGGAAGAGGAAUACUUACCCUUGGUAGAGCCAACAGUAGUGAAUGAUUUGCUCCAACAUGAAGGGAUGGAAAAUCUCAUAAAGCUGAUGAAAGAGAAGUUGUACACAUGGCUCCUUCAUAAAGCAAUAGAAGAUGGUAAAGGACCUAGUGUAUUAGAUAGCGAGGGCCAAGGCGUGAUACAUUUAGCAGCUGCUCUUGGAUAUGAUUGGGCCAUAAAACCCAUUGUAACUGCAGGAGUUAGUAUCAAUUUUCGUGACGUUAAUGGAUGGACUGCCCUUCAUUGGGCUGCAAUCUAUGGCAGAGAGCAGACGGUUGCAAUCCUUAUCUCUCUUGGUGCAGCUCCUGGAGCGCUGACCGAUCCGUCUCCAGAAUUUCCUUUGGGUAGAGCACCAGCAGACCUGGCUUCUGUUAACCAACACAAAGGAAUCUCAGGCUUCCUCGCCGAGUCUUCCCUGACCAGUUACCUUGACUCCCUUACAAUGAAUGAUGCAAAGGAAGGUGGUGCUGCAGAAAUAUCUGGAAUAAAAGCUGUUAAAACUUUUUCAGAACGAAUAGCCACACCUGGGAGCUACAGUGAUAUGUCAGAUGCGCUUUCACUGAAGGAUUCACUUACUGCUGUAACUAAUGCUACACAAGCUGCUGAUCGCAUACAUCAAAUGUUCAGGAUGCAGUCAUUUGAUAGGAGACAGUUAACUGAGUAUGAUACUGAUGAGUUCGGAAUGCCGGAUGAGCGAGCGAUUUCACUCAUAGCUUCCAAAUCACACAAGGUGGGACCAGUCAAUGGGUAUACUCAUACUGCUGCAAUUCAGAUACAGAAGAAGUUUCGUGGUUGGAAGAAGAGAAAAGAGUUCCUGAUAAUUCGUCAAAGAAUUGUUAAAAUCCAGGCUCAUGUACGGGGACACCAAGUAAGGAAACAAUAUAAAGCAAUCACCUGGUCAGUUGGAAUUCUGGAGAAAGUUAUAUUGCGUUGGAGACGUAAGGGGACUGGUUUGCGAGGAUUCCGACCGGAUGCAGUUGCCAAGGCUUCGAACCCACAAAGCGUGCCCUCAAAAGACGACGAUUAUGAUUUUCUUAAGAAAGGAAGGAAACAAACUGAGGAAAGGUUACAAAAAGCGCUUACUAGGGUAAAGUCUAUGGUUCAAUAUCCCGAGGGACGAGCUCAAUAUCGUAGACUGCUAAAUGUUGUGGAAGGGUUCCGCGAAACCAAGGUAAGUGAAAUGGCUAUGGAUGGAUCAGAACUAAAGGUCGAAGGUGGUGAUGAUCUGAUUGAUAUUGACAAAUUGUUGGAUGAUGACACUUUCAUGUCUAUAGCAUUUGAUUGAGCCUGCACUCGGUUGCCUUGUCUGUAAAUUAUAUAUGACUGGCAUCCUUACAGGUAUUUGAAUGUUGUAGCCUGUCUGUAUAUGUCCUAUCCAAUCGAUGUAGAAAGUCAUCUAUGAGAUACCCAGUUCUGCAAAAGCGUAGUUAGGACAAUCAAAAUUUACUCUAGCUUACACAGUUUUUAUUGUGGUUAAAUUUAUUUAGGAAGUGGAAUAUUUUUAUUGUUGUAUACUGUGAAAAACGUUGUAACUACUAAUUUACGUGUACCCUGAGCUUUGCUCCAGUUGAUUUCAAAAUCUGUGAAGUAUUGUCGAAGUAAAAGAUUUGGAAGUGCUCAA
This is a messenger RNA of Prunus avium (sweet cherry), 3701 nucleotides long. Its product is annotated as Calmodulin-binding transcription activator protein with CG-1 and Ankyrin domain. Lineage: Eukaryota; Viridiplantae; Streptophyta; Magnoliopsida; Rosales; Rosaceae. Gene Ontology annotation, cellular component: nucleus. Gene Ontology annotation, molecular function: protein binding; double-stranded DNA binding; transcription coregulator activity. The record is from RefSeq and is a predicted model, not a curated record. Gene Ontology annotation, biological process: regulation of transcription by RNA polymerase II.